Botrytis byssoidea is the source of this 1340-nucleotide messenger RNA. RefSeq lists its product as uncharacterized. Gene Ontology annotation, cellular component: membrane. NCBI's taxonomy places the organism in Eukaryota, Fungi, Ascomycota, Leotiomycetes, Helotiales, Sclerotiniaceae. Gene Ontology annotation, biological process: transmembrane transport. Gene Ontology annotation, molecular function: ATP binding; ATP hydrolysis activity; ATPase-coupled transmembrane transporter activity. The transcript is spliced from 4 exons. The record is from RefSeq and is a predicted model, not a curated record. The coding region runs from base 1 to 1026 and encodes 341 amino acids.
AUGGAAGGGAACUGGUUAAAUCUCGUGCUAGAUGUUGUCGUCGCUUGUUUGGCUAUCAUCCUCAUUGCUUUAGCCGUGACGCUGCGGCAUUCGAUGAACAGCAGUCUGCUGGGAGUUGCGAUGGUUAGUAUUGUGAGUUUCAGUCAAACGCUAUCAUCUUUCGUGAAUUACUGGACUAGUAUCGAGACGUCUUUGGGGGCUAUUGCGAGAACACGGCGAUUUGUCGCAGAAACGCCGGCAGAACUGUCCGACGGAGCAGCAGUCGUCUCUGUAGAAUGGCCUUCGGACACUUCUAUCGAGUUCAAGGAUGUCUCUGCUUCAUAUCAGGUCUCCGGUCCCGAGGUCGUACAGAAGAUUAAUCUGAUCAUCGAUGCUGGGCAGCGGGUCGCGAUUUGUGGCCGCACGGGUUCGGGCAAAUCCACUCUCGCCGCACUUCUCCUACGCCUGCUAGACCCCAAGUCUGGCGUCGUGCUCAUUGGGCACGACGACAUCUCUUCGUUUUCCCCAGAAACAGUCCGUGGGCGCAUCAACUCGCUGCCACAGGACCCGUGGUUUCUGCCGGGGGGGCAUGAAACUGUGCGUUCCAACUUGGACCCUCUUAGCGAAGCCACAGAAUCCCAGAUCCAAGUUGCAUUGGAAAAAGUCGGAUUGACAGAGCAGAUCCGGAGGAUGGGCGGCCAUGAUGCAGAAAUGCGUGGGAGUCACCUGUCCGCUGGACAAAGACAAUUGUUCUGUUUGGCGAGGGCCAUGCUGAUGCGGAGAAGUAAAAUCUUGCUGCUGGAUGAGGCAACAAGCAGUGUCGAUGUACCUACGGAGGAGGUCAUGAUGUCCCUCUUGCGGACCGAGUUUCAAGGCUGGACUAUCAUAGCAAUCGUCCAUCGGCUACAGAGCAUCCAGGACUUUGAUCGCGUGGUGGUGCUGGAUCAGGGCCGGGUUGUCGAAUGUGCAAGUCCGACGGUGCUACUUGCGGAUGAGGGCUCGGCUUUUGCGAAGCUGUAUAGGAAUGGGGGGUGGCAGUCAUCUUAGAAGAUGGAAGCAAGGAUCAUCGGUUCAAGUGACUCUUAUAUAGCCACUGUGUAACUCGAGAUCUGAGACUCUGAGAUUGAUUCGUCUAAGAUGAAGGUAGAUGAGAAAUAUCGACAAAUGUAUGUUUGAAAGCUAGCUACUAUUUCAUUCUAGGUACAAAGUAGAACUUAAGGAAAACAGGCCUCUUCAUGAGGAUUCACUAAAAUCAACGAGGAAUCUAUACAUGUCUUGUAGUGGUGAAGUGAUACAUGCAACUCGGGAAACAUUCAUUUUAAGAGCUUAUCAGAAGCUAUUCUCUACUAUCCUCUCAUUUU